GGUUCAGGUUCCCCGGAUGUGGGUACGUUAGAGCGGGUAUAAAGGAUUCCUGAAAGGGCGGGAGCAGACGCAGUUUUGAAUUGCGGCGGGGUGAAGAGAAAAAAAAAGAGGUCUGCCUUCCGUGGCUUUAACCGUCUCUAAACCGCCUCCUUCUAGAGCGACGAGUUCUCGUUCAUAAUGGCUGGGGGCAAAGCUGGGAAGGACUCUGGCAAGACCAAGACUAAGACGGUGUCUCGAUCGCAGAGAGCUGGCCUACAGUUCCCUGUUGGUCGUAUUCAUCGGCAUUUAAAGUCGAGGACUACAAGUCAUGGGCGAGUUGGGGCUACAGCUGCUGUGUAUAGUGCUGCUAUCCUGGAGUACCUCACAGCUGAGGUGCUUGAGCUAGCAGGAAAUGCAUCCAAAGACUUGAAGGUUAAACGAAUCACUCCUCGUCACUUGCAGCUCGCAAUCCGAGGAGAUGAAGAACUUGAUUCUCUCAUCAAGGCUACAAUUGCUGGUGGAGGUGUAAUUCCACAUAUCCAUAAAUCUCUCAUUGGAAAGAAAGGGCAACAGAAAACCGUUUAAAGGAUGUUUGGAUCCCUUUUUUUGGACUCUUAACUGCUCCGUUGUCCAGUGUUGGUGGGUUUCCAGUGGACUGCAUCUGUGAAACACAACUUUGCCUUUCUGUAACCUUGAAGCUGAAGCUCAUUGAGCUUUCUAACAAACCAACAAACCAAAAUUCCUCAUUUGAAGUCUUAACCUAAUUUAAGUGUUACGUGGCUUCAGAGAAGCUGUUGUCUGUAGUGGUUCUUGACUGUUUUUAGAAUUGUUGGAUUUUAAUGAGAUUCAUGACUUUGUUGCUGAUCUGUAGUUUUUUUAUGCUUCAAGUUUCUUCAUUCAAAUUUUUGCAUCUGUAAGCUAAGAUUUAACUACAAGAGACUUCUGAUACUAAGAACAGGAGCUGUACAAAACUAAUAAAGGAACAUGAAAUACAACGCCCUUGUUGCUGAUGUCAGUCUCUUCUAGUUAAAAGUAAAGGAUUUUAAUAAGCAGAAACUGAAAUGCAUUUGUGUUGUGUUUUUUGUACAGACCUUAUUGCUACUCUAGUGGAUAAUUCAAUAAAUGUUAUCAAUAUGA
This is a messenger RNA of Eublepharis macularius, 1116 nucleotides long. Its product is annotated as histone H2A.Z. Gene Ontology annotation, molecular function: DNA binding; protein heterodimerization activity; structural constituent of chromatin. The coding region runs from base 178 to 564 and encodes 128 amino acids. The transcript has 5 exons. The record is from RefSeq and is a predicted model, not a curated record. Gene Ontology annotation, cellular component: nucleosome. NCBI's taxonomy places the organism in Eukaryota, Metazoa, Chordata, Lepidosauria, Squamata, Eublepharidae.